Messenger RNA from Anopheles arabiensis, 542 nucleotides. RefSeq names its product PHD finger-like domain-containing protein 5A (gene Phf5a). The transcript is spliced from 3 exons. The record is from RefSeq and is a predicted model, not a curated record. Gene Ontology annotation, biological process: mRNA splicing, via spliceosome. NCBI's taxonomy places the organism in Eukaryota, Metazoa, Arthropoda, Insecta, Diptera, Culicidae. Bases 106 to 435 code for a protein of 109 amino acids. Gene Ontology annotation, cellular component: catalytic step 2 spliceosome; precatalytic spliceosome; U2 snRNP.
GAACGCUGCUAAACGUCAAGCGCAUCAACAACAACAUUGUUUACGCAUUUCCACCGGCAAAAAGCGGCAAACUACAACAAACCGCAUCAAAUAUCACCAUUAGCAAUGGCCAAACAUCAUCCGGAUCUCAUUUUCUGCCGCAAGCAGCCGGGCGUGGCCAUCGGACGCCUGUGCGAAAAGUGCGAUGGAAAGUGCGUGAUCUGCGACUCGUACGUGCGACCGUGCACGUUGGUUCGUAUUUGUGACGAAUGUAACUACGGUUCGUACCAGGGCCGUUGCGUUAUUUGCGGUGGCCCUGGGGUGUCGGAUGCUUACUACUGCAAAGAGUGUACAAUCCAGGAAAAGGACCGUGACGGAUGUCCCAAGAUCGUUAACCUUGGCAGCUCAAAGACGGAUCUGUUCUACGAGCGGAAAAAGUACGGCUUCAAGAGAUAAGCGUAAUUGUAACCUUGCUUCAAUUCUAACUGCGUAAACCCCUCGGGUAUCCUAGUUAAGAUAUAAAUAAACAAUUCGUACAACAGCUACUAUUGUGCUGUACAUUA